This is a messenger RNA of Eutrema salsugineum, 3283 nucleotides long. RefSeq names its product auxilin-related protein 2. The record is from RefSeq and is a predicted model, not a curated record. Gene Ontology annotation, biological process: clathrin coat disassembly; clathrin-dependent endocytosis. The coding region runs from base 210 to 2936 and encodes 908 amino acids. The transcript has 8 exons. Lineage: Eukaryota; Viridiplantae; Streptophyta; Magnoliopsida; Brassicales; Brassicaceae. Gene Ontology annotation, cellular component: intracellular membrane-bounded organelle; cytoplasm; vesicle. Gene Ontology annotation, molecular function: clathrin binding.
UCGGAGAGAAGAAGGGAAAACGAAGAAUACACAAUACAAAGAGCUAUUUUUUUUUCAAAACUAAAAUCAGACACUUUGCUCCGAUCGUCGAUGGAUACUCAGAUCUGAGGAUUAAUCCCGUCUUCAUUUUCUAGUGGAAAAAAAUCAAAAAAAUAUCCGAUUUGGGUUGACGGAGACGAAGCCGGAGGUAGAAAUCGAAGGAAUCCUCAAUGGAUGAUUUCACAGGCCUCUUAGCGAGAGACUUUGGAUUGAAGCCUCAGGGAAAAUCUGCUCCGAUGGCGCCCCAGACCAACUCUUCUGCCGCUGAUUUUAGCAGUUUCGCUUCUUCCUACAGCUUCGCGAACGACUCAUCGAAGAAGAAGUCCGAUUCGUCGCCGGUAUUUGACGAUCUGAGUCGCGAUGGUGAUGAUCUUCUCUUCAGCGAUGUAUUUAGCGGAUCCUCCGAUUCUCUCUCUCAGCCUAAGCCCUCUGCUCCGGCCUUUGACUACGAUGCUAUGUUCAGGGAGCGUACAACACCCAAAUCGGCGUCCAUGCCUGUUUAUGACAAGCCUGUGUACGAUGAGGAUGUGUUUGAGGCUAUCCCUGAGCUCAAAAUCCCAUCGACUUCUCAAUCAGCUAGGUUUGAUGACGUUUUCUCUUCGAUCUCGUCACCUACGAAGCACAGGAAACAGAACAGUUCUCCUUUCGAUGAUUUGAUUGGGAAUCUGGGGAAAAGAGAAACGGAACCAAAGGAGACGGAGAGUGAGCGAGAAGAGAAAGGUAGCUCCGUUUUUGAUGACUUGAUUCCUGGGUUUGGUCGCAGCAGCUCGCCUCCAAAUAAAAGGCCAACUUCAGAGACGAGUCAAUCUCAGAAACCUUCUUAUCGGACAACCAAGACAUCUUCCAAUCUUGUAGACGAUCCAUUUGUAGGCUUGGAGGAGUCUGCAUCAACCUUUAGAGAACCUUCCAAAGGAGAGUUCACUGAUCCAUUGGAGGAAAUUGGUAAAUUCAACAGCAGAAAAACUGAUCAUUCAUCUGUCCGAGGAGGAGAAUUUGUUGAUGUAGAUUCUCUCGAUGGUCUUAGAAAAUCAGGGCCAGAUAUGAAUAGUAGAGGCAAGAGUCACUUGAGACCAGAAAGCAUCAGUGGCUCUCAGUCACCAGUAGAAAGUUCUGGGAAUUACCAUGCGAAGAAAGUUUCAUCUGAUGAAGUUUUGGAGCCGCAGAAUACUUCAUCCAGAAGUGUUCCUCAGACUUCUUCUCCAGUGUAUGAAAACAAAUCAGUCAAUUCUGAUGGAUGUUUUGAAUCAUCUGAUGAUGUGUGGCUUACUGUUUCUGAGAUCCCCCUAUUUACACAACCUACGAGUGCUCCGCCACCUUCGAGACCUCCACCACCAAGACCUACACGUCCUAUAAAAAAGAAGGUUAAUGAGCCUUCUUUAUCGAGUUCUACUAACCACUCACACGUUCCUAACUCAGCUAGAGCUUCUGCAAAUAGCCCAACAGUAUCUCCAAUGGAUGAACUCGACGCUUUUUCUAUGGGCAGAAAUCAGACUGCUGCUAAUGGACAUCCCGAGCCUCCCUCUGGUGAAGAUCCAGAUGUUUUCACUGCUGCUGUUGCAUCAGCUGCUGCCAUGAAGGAUGCCAUGGAUAAAGCAGAAGCGAAGUUUAGGCAUGCUAAGGAAAGGAGAGAGAAAGAAAAUCUGAAGGCACGUAGAAGUAGAGAAGGCGAUCAAAUGGAUAAUUAUGAUUCUCGGGAAAGGGAACUAAGAGAAAAGCAAGUAAGAUUGGAUCGUGAAAGGAUAGAGAGGGAGGCAGAGAUGGAAAGGGAGAGAGAGAGGGAGAGAGAGGAGAAAGAGAGAGAGCAGAAAAGAAUUGAGAAAGAAAGGGAAAGAUUAUUGGCUAGACAGGCGGUAGAGAGGGCUACAAGGGAAGCACGCGAAAGAGCAGCCACUGAAGCACAUGCAAAAGUUCAAAGAGCUGCUGUUGGGAGGGCUACCGAUGCCCAAGAACGCGCAGAAAGAGCAGCGGUUCAAAGAGCUCAUGCCGAAGCACGUGAAAGAGCAGCUGCAGGGGCAAGAGAAAAAGCUGCGAAAGCUGAAGCAGAAGCUAGAGAAAGGGCGACUGCUGAAGCGCGGGAGAAGGAAGCACGGGUUAGGGCAGAACGAGCUGCUGUGGAAAGGGCAGCUGCAGAAGCACGUGGAAGGGCAGCUGCCCAAGCUAAAGCUAAGCAGCAAGAGAAUAACAAUGAUCUUGACUCUUUCUUUAACUCGGUUUCACGGCCCAACAGUGCUCCACGACAAAGAGCCAACCCUCCGGAUCCUUUUCAAGAUUCCUGGAACAAGGGAGGAUCUUUCGAAUCGGGUAGGACAUCAGAGAACCUGAGGAAGGCCUCUUCAGCGACAAACAUUGUUGAUGAUCUGAGUUCAAUAUUUGGAGGUUCAGCAACACAAUCUGGUGGGUUUCAAGAUGUUGAAGGAGAAACUGAAGAGAGACGGCGUGCCAGGCUAGAACGCCACCAGAGGACACAAGAGCGGGCUGCGAAAGCACUUGCUGAGAAACAUGAGCGUGAUCUUCAAGUAAAAAGAGAUCAAGCUGAGCGAAAUUUUGAGCCACUUAAUCCUGAAUGGCAAAGGAUCUGUCUGGUUUUUCAGAGGAUCGGUGAGACCCUAGAUGUUGAGAUAAAACGUUGGGGUGCAGGGAAGGAGGGAAACUUGCGCGCUCUGCUUUCAACGUUACAAUAUGUUCUUUGGCCAGAAUGCGGUUGGCAGCCUGUUUCAUUGACUGAUCUAAUUACCGCUGCAUCUGUCAAGAAAUUUUAUAGAAAGGCCAGUCUCUGUAUACAUCCUGACAAAGUUCAGCAAAAAGGCGCCAAUCUCCAGCAGAAAUACAUUGCCGAGAAAGUGUUCGACUUGCUCAAGGAAGCAUGGAACAAGUUCAAUUCAGAAGAACUAUUUUGAAAGAAACCUGGGAUUUUGUUUUGAGAUAGUGUUGUUUUGUGUAUUACCAGAAAACGAUGAAGCAUGGUGCGUUCAUUAAAAUGCAAAAAAUGGAGCCAUAUUGUUGUCCAUAGAGUAUGUAUUCCCUCGGUAUUACCCAAGGCUGCACCAUUAUAGACAUCGCAGCAAUUGGGCAUUCUUAUUUUUUGUUUUUGUUAAUCUUUUUCCUUUCUCAUUACUAUUCUUGAUUUUAAGGGCACGAUGUCAAAUGUGUUGAUGUUGAUUUCUUGUAUCAAAACACAUACUUGAAGAACUGUAUAUUGUUGCUUCCUAACUAUAUACACGAAAUGUUCUAACCUUAACCCCGA